AGUCAUUUAUAUUGGCUACAUUAACCUUAGAGAAAUUAGACAACAUGUCCAUUGCAUAACAAAAAUUAACUAUCUACCCAUUACAACUCAUAGGUUAAAAUAUUAUGUAUAUUAUAUAUAAUAUGACACUUACUAUCCUUUGUUUAACUAGAGCCAUUUGAUUUCUCAUCUUCUUCUUUACUUGUUUUUUUUUUCUUCUCCCCUCUCAAUUUUAUUUGAUAUAUAUCUUUUGUAUCAUAUAUAAUUUAAUCAAAUAAUUAUCUUUUGUAUCAUAUAUAUCUUUUCUACAUAUUUCAUAACUUGAAAUUUUUCAAACAAUUUUUUAAAAAACUGUCGGAUGAAGGUUUUACUAUAUCUGAAUCAUAUUAAAAUAGAAUAGUAUACGUGAUUUAACAUCUGAUUUUACGUAUUCAAAAUACUGUUUUGCUAAUAUUUAGAAUAUACUAUUCUAUUUUUUUUAUAAUAGCAUAAUCUCCUCGUUUUCGUUAUCUUUUUCUCCUUCUUUCUUCUCCUCCCUGGACCUCUUUCCCUUUCUCCAUCCACGUUCCUCCCUCCUCUCCCUUUUCCUCUCUCAUCCUGGUCCUCCUCCUCUUCCCUAUCCCUCCCCCUCCAUAUCCCUCUCUUUUAUCAAUUUAAAACUACAUCGAAUUUUCUAUAAUGAAUACAAUACAAUAUAGUACAUUAUUUUUAUAUAGUUUCUCUGAUGAACGUACACACGCUUUAGGGAGAAAAAAGUCAAGAUUAUGUUUAAAUUGUCCCACGAAGUCUUCCAAAGUCAAGAUGAACGUACACACGCUUCAGGAAGAACGUACACACGCUUCAGAAAGUCUUCUGCCCAAAAUGGUACAAAAAGAUGAUAUGAAGUGGAGUCCAAAGUUAUCUAUGUUAAGGAAUAUUAUCUAGCUGUGUAAUAAUUUUGUUUAUGGUCUUUAUAUGAUUUGUAUGUGCAAUAUUUUAGAUGUGAAUUAUUUUGUAAACUUUAAGAGAUGUUAAUCAAAAGAAUGAUAAAUAUGUUCAUGUUCUGUCAAAAGUAAUUGACUUCAUUAAAAUUAUUGAUGCAACAUACCAAAAAAUAUUUUGAUGAUUCUACCCACACAUAAUAAAACCCAACAACACAAAAACUUAGUAACAUUUGUUAAAACUAAGGGACAAGACUUCUCAAGAACCAUAGUCAAAUUCACAAAAGAUCAAAAUUGAAUUUUAAGUGAAAGUUAAAAUUUUAGAUCUAAUGGAAGUUAAAAAUUGUAUCUUAUGAGGAAGACAAUACAAACACAGAACAUCAACUUAAUAAAACAAAAUCAUCGGAGAAGACUUCUUAUGAAGUCUUCUACAAGUAUUCUAUGAGGAAGACUUAUAGAAGACUUCUCCGUUUAGCUAGAAACAUUAUUAAACAUCAAUGUUUGUAACUUCAUAAUUAUCACCAAUUAAGUUAUAAAUUCGAUUCAGUAGUCUCAAUAUUGACUAAUAAACAUGAACUAGUAAGAAGAUAUUAAAAAUUCAUUUUAGUUUAGGAUAAAUUUGAAGUUUAAUAAAGAUUUACGUAGAAGACUUCUUUUGAAGUCAUCCACGGAAGACUUUAAAAGAAGUCUACCCUGUGUAGACUUCAAAAGAAGUCUUCUAUUUAGGUCAUUUUUGCAAUUGCAAAUUUAUGAAGGAAGACUUCUUAAGAAAUCUACUCUACAAAAGACAUCUUCGGAAGUCUUCCUUUGUAAAUAUUAGCUUACUUUUGAAAUUGAAUUUUUUUUGAAAUUUUUUCAAAAUUUCCAAAGAAGACUUCUUUAGAAGUUUUUUCGGAUAAACAUGUUACUUUUGAAUUUGACCAAAGUUAGUCAUAACUUUGACUUUUUGUAGGAGACUUCUAGGGAAGUCUACCUGGAGAAUACUUCAAAAGAAGUCUUCCGGAAGUCUUUUCAAUGUCGCAAUAAGUCUGUUAGGUUACCUUUGCAAUUGACUAUAUUUGACUUUUCGAGAGAAGACUUCUUUAGAAGUCUUCCGUCGGAUGACUUUUCCAGAAGUCUUUUCUCCCGGGCAAAGGUUUGACCAAAGUCCAGAAUUAAACUUGAGAAGACUUCUAAAGAAGACUUCUAAAGAAGUCUUCUCAUUGAUAUUAAAUGUUUUACUAUUAUUUUUCAAUUGCAAAAGUAACCCACGCAGACUUCUUCCGGCAUCGAGAAGACUUAGGGAAAACUUUCAGAAGACUUAUGUAGAAGUUUUCGCUAGGAAGACUUCCUUAGAAGUCUUCUACAAAAAGUCAAAUUUAUAACCAACUUCGGUCAAAUUUAAAAGUAACAUAUUUAUCCCAGAAGACUUCUCUGGGACUUCUCUGGGACUUCUAAAGAAGUCUUCUCUGGGAAUUUUGAAAUUUUUUGUUUACAAAGGAAAAUUAGAAGACUUCUUCUUUUAAAAACACACAAAUGGUCAAUUGCAAAACUAACCUAUGCAUUGACAAAGUCUUCUCGAUGAAGAAGACUUCUCGUCGAACAGAUCUGAAAAUAAAAUGUAGUUCGCGAUUUCAUACCUUGAACUUGUGAGAUGACUUGCGUGGUUUCUCCAAUCGCCCAGAACUUCACCAUAACAGCUACCUACUCGUUAAUCACAAAGAAUCGUGAGCUUAUGAAGCUUACAUAAUUUGUAAUCAAAAUCUUCAGUUUUUUUUAUGUAUUUUGAGAGAAAGUGUAAGAUAUGUGGUUUGUGUAGAUAGAAAAUGAGAAAGGAUGAGAAAAAUCGAAACUUUAAGGCAUUAACACUCUCAAAUUGGUAGUUCAUGGUGGUUGAGGUAUUGAUGUCAAUGACAAAGUUGUAAAUAUUUGUUGAAGAUGAGGAUGGUAAAGUAAAAGCCUUAUUUUUAGAAAUAUAAAAGAAAAAAAAGUAAUGGCAUUUUUUUGAAUAACUAGAACUUCUAGGGUGAAUAGGACAAAACAAUGUUUCAAAAAAACAUAUGUUAUUUUUGUGUUUGACUUGUAAUUUUGAGUCAUUUUUUAAAGAACCCCAUUUUUUUCAUGGUUAUAGCACAUAAUUUCCCUACAAAAUAACCAAAUUUGUUGUAAAUAAGGAAAAAAAAUUAUUGUGUUUUAUUCCAUCAGUAAAUAAUCAUUUUUAUAGGAAUACAAUAGUUUGGAAGAUAAGUAUAAUUUAGAGAACAAAUAUGAACUUGAUUCCGUGGACGCAUGAAACGAAGCCACAAGAAUAAAUAAUUUAAUAUUUUAUUAAUAUUAAGAACAUGAGUACAACGUAUUGCUGUCUAAAUAAUAUUUUAUCAACAUUAGAAUUUAAUAUUAAAUAUACUAAAAUUAGUUUAAAAUUAAAAUAUAACUAAAAUAUAUGUUCUGAUUAAAAUUAAAAUAUUAGAAAAAUUGUGGAGAUGUUGAAAUUAAACUAUGCGAGUGUGUAUUUUAGAGACCAUUUGAUCAGGCAUACGCGUUUGGGUGUCCGUUUGGAUUCGAAUCGGGUUUUUCGAAUUUUUGAGAGUUUCGGGUUUACACUCUUAGGAUUUCGAAAUAUAUCAUAUCAACAUAAACAUGGAAUUGAGUAUUUGAUGAAUAUUGUAUAUAUUUCAAAUAUUUAUAUUGACUAUUAUUUUCAGAUUUUUUGGUUACCCUCAUCAAAAAUAUCUGAAAAAGAGUUUUAAAGAUCCAACAAAAACUGGUGAGGAGUUUAUAAUUGUGAAUGUCUUUAUAUCUAAUUUAAAAAAAAAUGAGAUUUUGAGGUAUUUUUUUUGUUUAUUUUUUUGUGAAAUUUUGUGUUAAUCGUUGGAUCCAAACAACGUAAGAAAGGGAUAGAUUUUUGACGAUGGUGUAUCCCUUCAUCUAUGAUCAGAUUGCUGCUCUUCCUCCUCCUGACCCUCACUCAGGAUCGGACACGAUGCUCUGGAGGCAAGAGCUAGAUGACUUUAAGGAAUUUUUCUCGGCUACAAGGACAUGAGACCAGCUGCGAAUCAAGAAGAGUAAGGUACCUUGGCAUGGUUUGGUCUGGUUCACGCAGGCUAUCCUUCAACAGUCAUUCAUGGUUUGGCUUGGUGUUAAGGAUAGGUCAUAGGUUAUCCACAUGACUACGAAUGAGACGAUGGGGUUUGGAGAAAGGAUGUGUCUACUGUGGAGAGCAAAAUGAAGAUAGAGACCACCUGUUUUUAUUUAUUUUUUGCAUAUCCUUACACUUUCAAUGUCAGGAGAAACAUAGAAAGGGGGCUACUUGGCGCAACUAUCAUGCAAGACUGGGAAGACACCAUGAGAAGUAUCCUGCAAACUCAUCGAAGUCGUCUUGAUAAUUUUGCUUCGUUGGUCUUUCAUACAGCUAUUUACACAUUUUAGAGGGAGGGAAACUCAAGGAGGCAUGGAACAGCUUGUGUAUCAGUUGAUGCCAUCGCGUGGAUCAUCGCCAAGAUACUGAAGAAUUGCAUAUCCUCACUUCGUUAUACAGGGAUAAUAAGCUAAGUGGACUACUUCGAAGAUGGGUUGAGGUCAACCCUUCUAUGGUCUAACAAUAUAUUCUUUUCAUUCUUUAACAUUUAGAUCACAUUUUAUGAUCUUGUAAAUGUCCAUUCACGAUUUAAUCAAUAAAUUUGAAAUUUUAUUAAAAUGAAGAUAUUAGAAACACAUUUAAAAUGACGCAAGCUAUUGCCUCCUUUUCGUUGAAAAUAUCCAAGGAGCGGCGCUCGGAUUUUUUUUCUCACUUGAAGAAAAACUCCAAUGACAACUUCUGACAACUCUCUUCGACGUUUCUCUAAUACUACUCCAUGUUGACAGAGAAAUUUCCGAUGUAUAUUUUUUGGACUUAGCAAAACCGAGUCUCUACACGACUUCAUGGUGCCGUGAUGUACAGAUCAAUGGAAUCAGCGAAAAGUGGUCUAGGAUGGGUUGACGAAAGCGCUCUGGUACGAAUCUGAAUUAAGGAAUUGGGUUACGCUAAAGAAACUGCACACAAUUCAAGAUGCUCUCCAACGCGCUUCAAACCUCAUCAUCAACAAGGAGGAAAUGAAAGUUCUAUCGUGAAAUCAUGAACCUCCGAAGGCAUCAAGCAAAAAUGCUACCUCGGAGUCACAACCUAAAAAGGCUUCUAGUAACGAUAGAUAUGUUGAUCAUUAGGGACAAGAUGUCAAGGGGGCACAUAACUACGCCAUCGACUCUGGAAUAGAUGUUGGUGCUUGCUGUGACUAAUCAUCUCGUCCAGCAGGUUCGACCACCACUCCCGACAAACAAACACUAUAUCUAAUACUUCUUGUUCACUUUAGAAUACAAACAACCCAAGUUGAGUCUCUAAAUGUUUUUGCUGUCAAAAAAAAAAAGAAUGCAAACAACCACAAACUGUCCAAAAGCACAAGAAAAUGGAAGGUUUUCAUCAAGGACUAUAGUCUUAGCAAAGGAGGACUUACGGAAAAAAUCUAACUCCUCCGGCUCUAACUCGUCAUUAAUGGGCUAUGUCCUCCUGAUCUUGUGGUAAGACUUUACUCUCUCACCGAGGGGUUCGUCACCGGCAGCAAACAUCCUCAUGAGUAAAUUGGGUUCUUCCAUUUGACCUCUAUAAUCAAAAAGAAAAUAUUGAUUCCCACAAAAAAUGCACCUACGUAGAAUAGAAGAAGUGGCCGGAAUAAGGGUUGAGUUACGGUGGAAGAAUGUUCUCUCUGGUUUUUGGUUUGGGAAUUGAAAGUGUCAAUUUUUUAAUACAAUAAAAAGGGGUAAGUUUGGAGGGAAGUUAAUCAACAGAUGCAUCGAUUGAACCGAAAGGCUACUAAUGCUUGCAAGUUACCUGACAAAUGCCAGGGUCUAGUGAUGCCUACUCGGAAGGACAGAGGGGUUAAACGGGAAAGGAAACAGUGUUUCAAAUGCAAAGGGUAAGUCCCUCAUUAUUGUAUUGGAUGGGGCACGUGCACAUAUUAUCUCAUAAUAAAGGAGUGUAAAUCCAUUAACUAAAUUACCGUUGUUCCAUUAAUGAAUAUCAUAACUUCCUUUGAAAAUCUAAUGGCAAAAAAAUAGUUGUAAAGGAAAAUUUUAGCAAUGAUCAUGUUUUAAUCUCUUACCUUUUAAAAGAGAAACAUUAGCAUUAUUAUCUAUGAUACUUGUCAUUACUAGAAUGAUUUUUAUAAUCACUAGAGAAUUAAAUUUGUUCAUCUAAACAUAUACAAUAUUUUUAUUAAACUAAUCAUAAAUUAAUUAUUAAUAUAGAAAAUAAUUUUUUAUUAUUUCAUUAAAUAAAAUAUACAGAAUUACCUAAUAAAUAUUAAACUAUAUACUGCAAUCAAUGAUUUGAAUAAUAAAGAUUUCAUAACAAUUUUAUAUCCUUCAUCAUUUUUGUUUAAUUUAUAUUAUUAAGAUAUAUUAAACAAUCAUACACACCAUAGAAUAAAAAACUAGAUUUUUUUGUAUAUUUUAUAUUUUGAAUUAAAAAAAACCUUUAAAUUCCAUUUUAAAAAAAAAUUAUACAUUUAAAACAUUCUGAUCAACUGUUUAAAUUUUUGUUAUUACAAGAUACAAAUGAUCAUAAAAUUAUAUGAAAAGAAAUUCUCAUUUAAUUGAUAUUCAUAUUAAAAAUAUAUAUUUUAAUACUGGUUAAAUUAAAUUAUAUACCAUAUAAAAUAAAUAUCUGAGUUCUUAAAUUUGCAUUAAAAAGUAUUGAUAACUUAAUUUUUUAAUUUAGAAAUUUGUAUUGAAUUUUUACAUACGAUCAUAAAUUACUAAAAUUAUUAAAAGUCCACAUUGAAAUUUUGGUUUUCAGCAGUUUAAAAUUUUUGUUAUAAAAAAUACAAAUGAACAUAAAAUUAUAUAAGUUAUUUAAUAGAUAACCAUAUGAAACAUAUACUAUAUAUGUAUGUUAAUAUUAUUUAAAUUUAACUAUAUACCACAGAAAACAAGUAAAUAUAAUUGUUUUGUUUAUUUAUCAUAAAAAUAUUGUAAAUGAAAGAGUGAUUAUUUUGAUUUAUGUGUUCAUGCCAAUUUAAUUCUAUAUGUUUUAGUUAAUUGCUUCUCAAUUAUUUAAUAUAUUUUAUUAUUUUAUGAUAUGUAAAAAUACAAAAUAAAUAACAGUGUACUUAAAAAGAUUUGUAUACCAAGUUCGUCUCGCACAAAACACGGAUCUUAACCUAGUAAUAUUGAUAUUUACCUACAACAGCUUAUAAAUUGAAAAAAGAGUACAACUAUAAAACAGUUUCUGUUUUACAUUUCAGUUAAGAAUGACUUUUCUGUUCUGAAUUCUAUUUUGCUAUUUAGUUGAUUGUCAAAUCAUUAUAAAGAAAGCAGAAUUUUAUAUUUCUAAUAUGAUUUAUAGCUAAAAAAAAUCACAUAAUCAAUAACAAAAACAUUGAACCAAAAAAAGGGAAAAAGACAAAAUUCAAAGCGAUGAGGUUUUAUUUACUAAAAAUAUAAAAGGCCCAAUGCCUUCCCGUGUCCCGAUUCUCCCGGUAAGACAGAGCAUGGAACCGUAUACCUCGGUCAGGCUGUUGUUUCUAAAACAAAAAUAGGUGGACAUAUGUUCGUACACGCUGAGAUAUUGGCCUCAUCAAUGAAACUAACGGCCUAGAUCCGUUUAUCGUCGAACGAUAUUAAGGGCCAAAGUUCCUUCCAUUUUCCAGAAAAUUUUAAAACCCAAUUCUGAGAACUCUUUGUCUUCUUGUUCGUCUACGUAAAUUCUUCAGAUAUUUAAAAAUGGCGGACGGUGAAGAUAUUCAGCCACUCGUUUGCGACAAUGGGACUGGAAUGGUCAAGGCCGGUUUUGCAGGUGAUGAUGCUCCAAGAGCUGUAUUCCCAAGCAUCGUUGGACGUCCACGUCACACGGGAGUGAUGGUUGGAAUGGGACAAAAGGAUGCAUACGUUGGUGACGAGGCACAGUCCAAACGUGGUAUCUUGACUCUCAAAUACCCAAUCGAGCAUGGUAUCGUCAACAAUUGGGAUGACAUGGAGAAGAUAUGGCAUCACACUUUCUACAACGAGCUCCGUGUUGCCCCUGAAGAACACCCGGUUCUGCUAACCGAAGCUCCCCUCAAUCCAAAGGCAAAUCGUGAGAAGAUGACACAGAUCAUGUUUGAAACAUUCAACACUCCUGCUAUGUAUGUCGCCAUUCAAGCGGUUCUCUCUCUCUAUGCCAGUGGUCGUACUACUGGUAUUGUUUUGGACUCUGGAGAUGGUGUGAGCCACACCGUUCCAAUUUACGAGGGUUAUGCUCUUCCACACGCAAUCCUACGUCUGGACCUUGCGGGCCGUGAUUUGACCGACCACCUCAUGAAAAUUCUGACUGAGCGUGGUUACUCCUUCACCACAACUGCUGAGCGUGAAAUCGUUAGAGACAUGAAAGAGAAGCUGUCUUACAUUGCCUUAGACUAUGAGCAAGAGCUCGAGACUUCCAACACCAGUUCAUCUGUCGAAAAGAGCUUUGAGCUGCCAGAUGGUCAAGUGAUAACCAUUGGUGCAGAGCGUUUCAGGUGCCCGGAAGUGUUGUUCCAACCAUCGAUGAUCGGAAUGGAAAAUCCAGGAAUCCAUGAAACUACUUACAACUCAAUCAUGAAAUGUGAUGUGGAUAUCAGGAAGGAUCUUUAUGGUAAUAUUGUGCUUAGUGGUGGAACCACAAUGUUUGGUGGGAUUGGUGACAGAAUGAGUAAAGAGAUCACCGCCUUGGCUCCGAGCAGCAUGAAGAUCAAAGUUGUGGCUCCACCAGAAAGGAAGUACAGUGUCUGGAUCGGUGGCUCUAUCUUGGCUUCCCUUAGCACUUUCCAGCAGAUGUGGAUCGCGAAAGCCGAGUAUGACGAAUCUGGACCAUCUAUCGUUCACAGGAAGUGCUUCUGAUCAAAGUAUCAACUAAAAAAGUGCGAUAAAUAUUUUUGAUAAACCUUUUUCAUCCUGAAGCCAGUUGCCAUCAUUACUUACCUUGCUUCUCUGUAUGUUUCUUUUAUUCUUCUUUUUCCUCACUGUUUAUUAUUAUAAUCUUGCUUUUGAUGUAAAUCAAGUUUCAAACACAUUAUUUACUAUUUUAUAUUGUAUACAUAUUAAUGGUAUACACACACUAUCUUUUUCUCA
Messenger RNA from Brassica rapa (field mustard), 8999 nucleotides. RefSeq names its product actin-12. NCBI's taxonomy places the organism in Eukaryota, Viridiplantae, Streptophyta, Magnoliopsida, Brassicales, Brassicaceae. The record is from RefSeq and is a predicted model, not a curated record.